Messenger RNA from Bubalus bubalis (water buffalo), 1916 nucleotides. RefSeq names its product MORN repeat containing 4 (gene MORN4). The coding region runs from base 314 to 754 and encodes 146 amino acids. NCBI's taxonomy places the organism in Eukaryota, Metazoa, Chordata, Mammalia, Artiodactyla, Bovidae. The transcript is spliced from 6 exons. The record is from RefSeq and is a predicted model, not a curated record.
CAGUGUGGCUACCCGGGAUGGCGGCGUCAAGUAGGGCAGGCACUGGAGGUAGCCGCGGAGAGGCAGGUGGCAAGGGCGAGCCGGGCGGAACGGAGGUCCGGGCCGCUGCAGCCCGGCGUCGGGGUGAGACGAUCAUCCUUGAAGUCCCGGCCCAGGUCUCAGAGCUCAAGUUUACCAGUGAGCAAGAUGGAAACUGCAUCACCUUUUAUGAUCUAACCUCAGAACACAUUAUCACUUCCGUCACCUUCUAUUGGUUGAAGCAAUCACAAGCCUGGCCAGAUUCAUAGGUUUCAUCCUUUUGUGAGCUGUCGCCAUGACCCUGACAAAAGGUUCCUUCACUUACUCCAGUGGAGAGGAGUAUCGUGGCGAGUGGAAGGAGGGCCGCAGACAUGGUUUUGGUCAACUGAUGUUUGCAGAUGGUGGCACCUACCUGGGCCAUUUUGAGAAUGGGCUCUUUAAUGGCUUCGGGGUGCUGACCUUCUCAGAUGGCUCAAGGUAUGAGGGGGAGUUUGCCCAGGGCAAGUUCAACGGCGUCGGAGUCUUCAUUCGACAUGACAACAUGACCUUUGAGGGAGAAUUUAAAAACGGCAGAGUGGAUGGUUUGGGCCUGCUGACUUUCCCUGAUGGUUCUCAUGGAAUACCCCGCAAUGAAGGUCUGUUCGAGAACAACAAGCUUUUGCGGCGUGAGAAGUGCUCGGCGGUGGUCCAGCGGGCCCAGAGCGCCUCCAAGUCAGCCCGGAGCCUCACUGCCUGACGGGGGCUGUGCCUGGCUGACAGCAACCCGCUCAGGGUGGACAAAUGAACCCAAAGUGAGAGGAGACGAAAAUGACCAUGGAGCAGAAGCCCCGGGAGGGGCCCGUCACCUGCAAGGCAGGGCUUUGGUCACAGAAGGGCUGAGGCUAGGGCCACUGCAGCAGGGGUCACCCAGCGUGUCCUUCCCUUCUCUUACUGGUUGGUACUUCUGUCCCUAACACCGUAGAUCACCCGGUGCAGACCGGCUGCUGCCUUUCUACUUCAUUUUCUGCCAAGUGAUGCAGAAUAUUUUCCUUCUGCCUCUCUUUGGUGCAGAUGAUCCCAGCCCCAGAUGAGGGCCAAGUGCUCAGUGCUCUGUGAGAAAUGAAGGAAACAGUAGGGGUGGCCUUGACAGUAUAGCGGUCCCGUGAAAGUCAAGACCAGAGCUUUUCUGUACGUUGUCCUGCAUUCCUGGCUGGCAUCAUGGCCCCAGGCCUUCCGCUUUGUCUGACCAGCUUGGUCCUGCGUCUGCUUGUUGCCCCUCUGAAGGGUUCAGUGAAGUGCUGUUUUCCUCUCCCUUAACCUUACAAGCUGUCUUCCUUCCCUGAGUUCCAGCAGGUAAUCUGUGCCCCUCUCUCCUUCCUUAGACAUGGGAAAGGAUCCUUUUAGUCAGAAAGAAACUGAUGUAAACAAUCAUCUUAUAGCUUGUAAUUAUUACUUACUCCAGGUCAAGGGCAGACAUCUCUGAGUCACAUCAGGCCUUGUCAUGGAGUGAACUGAAUCCUCAAGGAUGGCUUGGGCUGACACAGCUCCUUCUCAGUGGACCAGUAGGUCAGACCCACCUCAACCCUUUGGGGUUCAGGUAGAAUUUGACCUAUCUUGGGAAGGCAAUGAACUCAAAGAGCAUUUGGUUCACUGUAACUCUUCCACCAAGAGCUUUGGCCAUCAGGCCUAGGGAUCAGAUCUGGAUUGAUUGCACUCCUGCACAAUUCAUCACAGAGGCCUCCAGUUACCCUGGGAUCCCAAGAUGCCCCACCCCAUCCCCAGCCCCUUAUCCUCACACUGAAUGUCUCCUCAACAGCAGAUUGUGGUGGAAGUGAUAGUUGUGUGCCUCUAUUUAUUCUCUGUGUUAUACUGUGGAAACAAGUGCUUAUGAGGAAUAAAGAAAUUGCCAGAACUACCUA